Messenger RNA from Anopheles bellator, 2704 nucleotides. RefSeq lists its product as uncharacterized. NCBI's taxonomy places the organism in Eukaryota, Metazoa, Arthropoda, Insecta, Diptera, Culicidae. The record is from RefSeq and is a predicted model, not a curated record. The transcript is spliced from 5 exons. The coding region runs from base 323 to 1834 and encodes 503 amino acids.
GAUCGCGUGGUAGGUGAAUUCCGUUCCGUGCGCGUGUGAUCACUGUGCCUGCUGUCGAUUCGUCAGCGUAGCCAUUGAAGAAGCUGCGAGAAGAUGAUCGUAUGACUAGAGUGUGCCCAAGCCAACUAUGGCCACAGUGGGAAUUAGCGAUCUACCAGUGGAUGUGUGAAACGGCCAAAUAGUUAAGCCGCCGCGGCGUUCGGUCCGACGCGGAGAGCGAAAACAAAAACUUAUCAUCAUUCCGCGGUGCGGGCGCGUUAGAUGCGUGGCCAAACAUCAUCGUAGAGGCGCUACAGCUGGAGCUCAAAGAUAUAAAUACAAAAUGAUGCUCCGCAACAUAUUAUCAUCCAUGCUGUGGUGGUGUAUUUUUAUACUCUUCACGCAACGCGCGUCCGAAUGUGCAUCGUUCUUCUCAAAUGCAGAACCUGCUGGCAUUGGCGCACCCGGAUUGCUACCGUCGCUGUGUGGCGACAGCAGCGAGUCCAGUGAGCAGUACGUGAGCGAUAAAGGGGCGACUUCGAGCGUGGUGCUUAGUUUGCGCCCGGAACACGGCCGAGGCUCGUCCUCAUCGUCCUGCAAGCGCCAGUUCCGGGCACCGGAUGCGUACAGCUUUUUCGUGCGCUUGCAGCGUGUUCCCGGUACCGCCGGAUCGCGGGGCGCACCGAGCCGAAAGUAUAGCAACAGCAAGUCCAGCAACAGCACCGACAGCUGCUCCCUUACGAUUUCGCAAUCGGCCAACGGUGAGGUGUUGCCCUCGUGGCGCCUCGAUCCGUGCUCCCUGGAAGCGUCGGGAGCGGGCGACGAUCAGAUGCGCCUGCUGCAGGGCAAGCUGAACAUCGUGUGGAACCACGACGGGAAUGCGCCCAACUAUCGGCUGCAGAUCACGGUGGUCGGUCAGGGGACCGUGUGCUUGGAGAAGGAAAAACAUUCCUGCCUAGAUUACGUCGGCAUGCCGCUGCUCUGCGUUGCCCGCGAACUGAUAUGUGAUGGCGUGCCGAACUGUCCGCCCCUCGGAAGCGAUGUGAGCGAUGAGAACGAAAUGAUGUGCGCCAAACACAGACUCGAAGAAUACUCGUCAAACCCUGUCCAAUCGGUGUUCAGAAAGUACAUUCAAAAUACGCUAAAGUCGUUCUUCGGCGGUGAACCAGAUGAGUUGCCACCAGGCGGAGUGGCAGAUUCGUUGAACGACCAAUUCGCGGUACGUUUUCCACCACAACCACCAACAUCAUCAUCGUCAUCGCCAUUGCUGCCAGCUGGCACAAGCACCACCGAGACCGCAGUGCCGGCGAAAAAGCACCGCAACUCGCUGACCGGGCUCUCCAAGUACGGCCCGUGGGGCUAUCUGUUCCUGGGCAUGCUGAUAUGCGGUGGUGCGUUGCUAAUUUGCGGUUUAUGGGAAUGUUGCUGUCGAUCGCACAAACCCGAGCACAGUCCCGAUGAUUCGUUGCCCGACGCCGUCCCUUCGUUUCUGCAAACGUCGCCUUCACCCGCCGACGUCAACGGACGCAUUGUGACACAAAACGGUCCCAUUCCAAGCCUCAAUCUUCCUCACUACGGUGAGCUCGAUCCACCGCCCGCUUACUCGGUGCUGUUUCCAUACCAAAAACCCUCCGACGACACCGGCACCGAAAGUGAGCGACCGAUAGUAGUGACCUCCUCCGAGGAACCGCGGGUGCUGACGGUGGCUGACGGCCAUUCCGGCACCGUCCGUAGCAAUAUUAGUAGUAACAGCAUUGUAACUUCCGAUUCCCGAGACGAUGGGACACCGGAGCCGGCUUCACCACAGCAGCGCCCCGUCCCAUCGGUGCCACAUUCGUCGUCAUCCCAGGCCUAGCAUAUGCAGCGUGCGGAACCAUGAGGUGGCAUAAAUCGUUGGCUUUGGGUGAUUGCUCAUGAUGAUGGUGAUGAUUGUAAAGAGCACAAACGCGUCUGGUUCAGUCGGAUAGAGUUAGUUCACAUUUCUUCGGUUUCCUUUCCUGUUGGAAUGUUUAUAAUGUUCCUCCUUUUCGCUACUUUUACCCGGCUCCCACGAGACAACACUUUGUCGAUGAAAGGCUGAGUGGUUCGGAGUCAAGCGAUUUUACUCACAAAAAGAAAACAAACGUUGAGCAGAUUUCGUUCAAAGCGUCGUUUCCGUAUGCUGUUUCCGUAGUUUCGGACCGCGGUGUGCUUCUUAUCCUUAGCGAAAUCGCUGCGACACACUGAUAGGCGACCGACUGCCGGAAAGCAUGACCGGCUAGGCAAGACAACGAACGGAACACAGCGGCCGACACUCGCUCGGGCAUUUAACCAUGACACGGCAUUAACGAAUAUGUUAGAGAGAAAAAAUAGAGCGACAGUGACAGUGGAAGAAUAGCACGAAUAGCAGCAGCGGUAGCAGAGUAUCGGCCAGCGUUUUUGAUGCAUUUGCAAUCGCUUUGAGGGAUCGGUGUAGCGGCGAUCAUACUCGACUCCCAUAUCCCCAAACAAGCCUCUGGACGUACCCCGCCACAAUGCUAGCCAUCUAGCCAACAACCACAGCAACUUACAGCAGUACACGAGCAGAGAGCACAAUACAUACCGAAGAAAAUCCUCGAUUAACGUUUAAGGGACGCAUUUAGGGUCACUCACGAUGGUAGGAGUACUAGUAUACUAAACCUAAGAUGCUACUAACAACGAUGCGUAAUGUGAUAUUAAUUUAUUGAUAAACAUCGAAUAAAACCAA